Trematomus bernacchii (emerald rockcod) is the source of this 7075-nucleotide messenger RNA. It is a transcript of the gene ric1, whose product is annotated as RIC1 homolog, RAB6A GEF complex partner 1. The transcript has 27 exons. Bases 483 to 4823 code for a protein of 1446 amino acids. Gene Ontology annotation, biological process: intracellular protein transport; retrograde transport, endosome to Golgi. Gene Ontology annotation, molecular function: protein binding. Gene Ontology annotation, cellular component: Ric1-Rgp1 guanyl-nucleotide exchange factor complex; cytosol; Golgi membrane. The record is from RefSeq and is a predicted model, not a curated record. NCBI's taxonomy places the organism in Eukaryota, Metazoa, Chordata, Actinopteri, Perciformes, Nototheniidae.
GCCACAGAGACUCUUGUAAAGAUGGCGACUGUGGGGCACAGAGGAGUGAAAACUGGACCCUUUACCGUUAUCAAACAUAGCUGCUCCAGGGACAGUAACAAUUGACACGGCAGCGGGAGCGAAAGCUAAUCCACCCGUGUGUCAGCAGCAGAAAGCUGUUCGGUGCUGGGAACUGUCACUGCGGGCCUGCUUGCUUUUGUUUUCGGUUGUCGUUGCCUUGGAUAGCUUAUUAGCUUCAACUUGGAAAGCGAAUGCUAACCCAGGGCUAGUCUUUUAGCUCCAUCGGCUGUUGGGAGCUCUCUCUACGGCUUUCAUGGAUUGAUAUGCUGGUUUUAUAAUGAUGUAUUGCAUGUAGCUAUUUAAAGUUUGAAUUGUAACUCCUAUGACUCGCUUGGAUUAAACACUUCAGGAGGAAUAAGGGGUGCCGAAUACCUGGCAUUGCGACACUCUUUUGAGUGCCGAGGCGGAGUGAGUUUACCGUCAUGUAUUUUCUAACCGGCUGGCCACGGAGGCUGCUUUGUCCGCUGAGGAGUGAAGAGGAGCCGUUCCACGUCCAGCCCAGCUCCCAGAGGUUUUACUUCGCCGUGCUGUCAGAGACCCAGCUCAGCAUCUGGUUUAGUCGGCCCAGUGUUUUGAUAGUCAGCUAUAUCGAGUCUGCAAAGGCGGCUACCCAGUUUGGCUUCUACCAGAAAGCAGAAUGGAAACCAGACGACUCCAUGAUAGCUGUGGCGACUGCCAACGGCUACAUCCUCCUGUUUGAUGUGCUGGGUGGCGGGGACGACAAGUACCUCUAUGAGCCUGUCUAUCCAAAAGGGAGUCCUCGUGUGAAGGUGACUCCGGGCUAUAAGGAGGAACAAUGUGCCCCUGCUUUGUCUCUAGAGAUGAAGAAGCCUGUGGAUCUGGAGGCCCCCAUCACCAGUCUGCAGUCCCUCCAGGAGGACUUGCUGGUGUGCACUGCAGACGGAUACCUGCAUGUGCUGCACUGGGAUGGGCUCGGCAGCAACGGACGCAAAGCCAUCUGCCUCACUACAAUCCCCUUCUCACUAGACCUGCAGUCUGCUCGAGGUGGUCCCUCUCCUGACCUGGAGGGAGUGCAUAUCCGUUGUAUGGAGUAUUGUGUGACGCUGGACGGCUUCGCUGUGGUGCUGAGUGACGGACGCCUGGGCUUCAUCACGCCGCUCACCAACACCAUCACCGCAGAUCAGCUGCAGGGCGUCUGGGCAGCAGAUGUGACUGACGGUACCUGCGUGGCUGUCAACAACAAGUACAGACUGAUGGCCUUUGGCUGUGCCAGCGGCUCAGUGCUGGUGUACAUGAUAGACACCGCGACAGGAUCAAUGCAGCUCUCACACAAACUGGAGCUCACCCCCAAACACUACCCAGACAUUUAUAACAAGACGGGUGCAGUCAAGCUGAUCUGCUGGUCACCUGACUACAGUGUUACCAUGGUUACAUGGGAGUGUGGCGGCCUAUCGCUGUGGAGUGUCUUCGGAGCUCACCUCAUCUGCACUCUGGGCGAGGACUUUGCGUAUCGUUCUGAUGGUACCAAGAAGGAACCAAUUAAAAUCAGCUCUAUGAGCUGGGGAGCGGAGGGCUACCACCUUUGGGUGAUCCCUAUCAAGCAGGAGAAGAAGAAGAAGCAGGAGGAGCAGGAGGAGGUGGAGGACAUGGAGACCCCUCCUCACCCCACCCUGCAGGCUGGCAUACUGCAGUUCCACUUCAUCAAAAGUGCCCUCACAGUCAACCCGUGCACGAGUAACCAGGAGCAGGUGUUGCUGCACGGGGAAGACCGCCUCUACCUGACCUGUGGUGACCCGUCGCAGGUCAACAAUCCCUCUGACACACACCCACACACACACGUACACCCGCACGACGGCAGCCCGCUGCACCACCCCCCCAACCCCGACUCCUCUCUCUCUCAGGGACUCAGCACUUUACUGGGACACAAGCACUGGCACGUGGUCCAGAUUCACAGCACAUACCUAGAGAGCAACUGGCCUAUAAGGUUUGCAGCCAUAGACACAGUAGGCCAGUGCAUGGCUGUAGCAGGGAGGCGGGGCUUUGCACACUACUCCUUAUUCACCAGGAAAUGGAAGCUGUUUGGAAACAUCACUCAGGAGCAGAACAUGACGGUGACAGGAGGGCUGGCUUGGUGGAAGGACUUUGUGGUGGUGGCCUGUUACAAUUAUACAGACCAGCAAGAGCAGUUGAGGCUCUAUCAGCGCUCAGCAAACCUGGACAACGCCUUUGCAUCCGUCACUAAACUGCAGUCAGACACUCUGCUGCUGAACGUCUUCAGAGACAUGGUCAUCCUGUUCAGAGCCGACUGCACCAUCUGCCUCUACAGCCUGGAGCGGAGGAACGACAGUCCACACCCGACAGCCAGUGUGGAGUUGUUGCAGGAGGUGUCGAUGUCUCGCUACAUCCCUCACCCCGCCCUGGUGGUCUCCGUCACACUCACCUCUGUGCGCACAGAGACCGGCAUCACAUUGAAAGCCCCGCAGCAGGCCUGCAUGGCAGAGAGCAUCAUGUUGAAUCUGGCUGGCCAGCUGAUCAUGCUGCAGAGGGACCGCUCAGGGCCGCAGGUACGGGAGAAGGAGACGUCUGCCAACUCCAAGAAGCUGCUACAAUUUUGUCCUCCUGUGGUGCUGGCCCAGUGUGUGGAGAACGUGUGGACCACCUGUCGCUCCAACAGGAAGAAGCGCCACCUGCUGGAGGCCCUGUGGUUGUCCUGCGGCGAGGCGGGCAUGAAGGUGUGGCUGCCUCUGUUUCCCCGAGACCACCGCAAGCCCCACUCCUUCCUCUCCAGACGCAUCAUGCUGCCCUUCCACAUCAACAUCUACCCUCUGGCCGUGCUGUUCGAGGACGCCCUGGUGCUGGGGGCCUCCAACGAGACGGUGCUCUACGACGGGCUGCAGGGACCCUCUGAGCCGCUGGAGGCGCUGUUCCCCUACUGCACCGUGGAGAGGACCUCCCAGAUCUACCUCCACCACAUCCUGAGGCAGCUGCUGGUGCGCAACCUGGGUGAACAGGCUUUGAUGCUGGCUCAGUCCUGUGCCUCCCUGCCCUACUUCCCCCACGUCAUGGAGCUGAUGGUGCACGUGGUGCUGGAGGAAGAGGCCACGUCGCGGGAGCCCAUCCCCGACCCUCUGCUGCCCACCGUGGCCAAGUUCAUCACCGAGUUCCCCCUCUUCCUCCAGACCAUCGUCCACUGUGCCAGGAAGACGGAGUACGCCCUGUGGAACUACCUGUUUGCCGCCGUGGGAAAUCCCAAAGAUCUGUUUGAGGAGUGUCUCAUGGCCCAAGACCUGGACACAGCAGCCUCCUAUCUGAUUAUACUGCAGAACAUGGAGGUUCCAGCAGUGAGCAGACAACACGCCACUUUACUCUUCAACACGGCACUCGAGCAGGGCAAGUGGGACCUCUGCCGGCACAUGAUCCGAUUCCUCAAAGCCAUCGGAUCUGGGGAGAUGGAUACUCCUCCCCCAACACCCACCACUCAGGAACCCAGCAGCUCAAGUGGCGGUUUUGAGUUCUUCAGAAAUCGCAGCAUCAGUUUGUCGCAGUCAGCGGACGCCAUCGCUACGGGGAAGUUCAACCUGCAGAAGACCUUCAGUAUGCCCUCGGGACCCUCUGUUAAAGGUCGGGAGGUGGACUGUGCGGAGAACAUGUACAUCGACCUGAUGCUGUGGCGUCACGCCCGCCACCUCCUGGAGCAGGUCCGCCUCCGAGACCUGGGAUGCUUCUCCGCACAGCUGGGCUUCGAACUCAUCGGCUGGUUGUGUCGGGAACGGAACCGCGUGGCCCGGGUCGAGGACUUCGUGUCUGCGUUGAAGCGACUCCAUAAAGACUUCCUCUGGCCCUUCCCUGUUAUCCCCGUGGGAAGCAUCAGCUCGCCUCUGAAGAACGGACGCUGUCGCCCAGCGCUGAGCACUCGGCUGUUGAAGUCUCAGUCGGCUGACAGUCUGCUGAACAGCGACAUGGACACGGGGCCCCUUCAGGCGGACAACACCAGCCACAGCUGGCUGGACAGGCUGGAGGACAGAGCCAAGGACAUGGACACGGCCUCCUCCGCCCACUCCAACCAACACUCCCCACAGACACACGACGCCUUCCUGUCUCUGCUCACCAACAAAGUGGAGGAGUACAGCGUGGGCUCGGCCACAGACCUGACGGAGACCAGCUCGGUGGUGGAUGGUGAUUGGAUGAUGGUUGAUGAGAACUCGUCCACUUUGAGUCUCAGUCAGGCCGAGUUGGAGCACAUCUCCAUGGAGCUGGCUAACAAAGGCCCGCACAAGUCACAGGUGCAGCUCAGGUAUCUCCUUCAUGUGUUCAUGGAGGCGGGCUGUCUGGAGUGGUGUGUGGUGAUUGGUUUGAUCCUGCGGGACGCCAACGUCAUAAAGCAGGUGAUCUGCUUCCUGGACAGCCCCGAGGUCCCCCAGGAAACUGUGCAGAGCAUCCGGAACGGCCUAUUGGCUGUCGACUCGUGGGUGUCCACUAACUGCCUGGGCUACAAGCCCUUCCUGAGCCUGAUCCAGCCCCAGCUGCAGGACCUGAUGGAGGCGGCGGUGGAGGCGGUGCAGCCCGAGGCCUUCCAGCCCACCAGCCAGAGCUCCAAGCUGGGCGGCUCCGAGGGUCCGGGAGGGGCCGCGGCGCCCCGGGCGGAGGACAUCCGAGGAGUAGCGGCUCCUCUGGGCCUCGCCCUGCCCUCCCUGGAACCCCCGGGAGGGUUCCCCCGUCCCCCCUCUGAGGACUGUCCCCCCGAACAGACGGAGGAGCAGAGGGAGGAGGAGGGGGGGACCUACGACUGCACCCUGUCAUGAAGCCAGGAGCCUCCUCUGGACUCACACCUGUGACAGAGGGGGGCGCAGCAGGGGCUGGACUGGAAAUAUACUCUUGUUGGAGUGUGUGUGUGUCUGAGUGUGUGUGUGUGUGUGUGCGUGUGUGUGCAGAAAGUACCUCUCCUGCAGGUUCUUACUUCAGUCAGUAUUAUCCACUCUUCAGAUGUACCCCCCUGUGGAUACCGAGCUACAAACCGGACAUCUCACAGACCAUAAUGUGCUGUUAGACAAAAGCCACCUGUCAGUUUGUGCGUCUAUACAUCAGGUGUGUGGAAGCUGUGGACCAGCACAUUUGAUUUUUUCAAAUUCCAAGACAAAUAUUCUGUGUGCGUAGCUUUUGUUUGACACUCAAGUUCAACUGGAGGCUUUGGAACGUUUUAUUUGUGUCACUGUCCAGACAAGAAGCUCCAUUGUUUCCUUUGGUGUAAUGUGUGCAAGAAUCAGUUCAAAGACGAGCCCUGAGUGUGUUAGCAUCAUGCUACAUCGCCUAGCAAAACGUAGAACAAAGCUCUAGUCGUGAACCAUUUACAGGAAGUGUGUCUGAGCCCACGGCGUGCACGAGAGGUGUUUCAUACUUUCAUACCUCAUAUGAUUUAAAAAUAUUUUGUGAUACCUUUUUCAAUAAUGUAACAGUGUACAAAAUAACAUUAUUUUUCUAUCCAUUACACCUCACCCUUCUUGAGCCUCCCCUGAGAAGCAUGGUAUGAAUUCUUUGAGAAGUGGCGCCCUGAGCAUUUCUCAGAAUACGAUCGCUGAGUGUGCGGAUUAGUUUCCAAACACAUUUCAUACACCACCUUUGCUGAUACCCAGACCCAAAUAUGUCCGAGUGCGCUGUCUGAUAUUCUUCAUGUGUUCCAGAUGUAAGACAACAAUCAGAGCAGUGUUGAGCAGAUUUAAAGCGCCAUAAAAUAUAAAACCAAAUGAUGUGAUAUGUUCUCCAGCUUUUAAACACACAUUUGGGUUUAAGUGUCCGUCUGGGAAAUGAGAAUGUGUUUUCCUUUCAUCAGCGAGGCAGAUUUUGUGUUAUUAAAUCCAUCCUACUCUGAAGACUUCAUACUUAUUGAAAGAGGAUCCAUCCCUUCCCUCAGCAGCAGUGUUAACAGUCAGUAUCAUUUUUAAAGUGAGAAUGGUUGCAUUGGCUAUGUAAUGGAAGAAUUGUAAUCAUAUCACCUCCCUGAACCUCUAAGACUAUGAUUUCUGGUUUGUGUGGAUUAUCUGGAUGCGUGUACCACAUUGUAUUGAGAACGUGUUGAUUUGCUUGGUGACUCAUCACAUGCAAAAUUAUUUUAAUUGUAUUAGUCUUCAUUUAUGGGAUUAUUUAUUGGCAUUAUAGCUGCCUCUGAAUUUUGCUCGGUUUGUUUUUAAUGACUGAUAACAGACUUGUCCCCCUUUAAUGAAAUCAAACUCGUGUAUUGGCUCUCUACCGCAGGAACUAAACGGUUCAUCAGUCAGUAUUAUAUUGUGCAAUGUAUCGAAAUGUUACUCAGCUUUAUUUUUGUAUGUUCUUUUCCCCAGCUUUUACUGAACAUGAUAGACCAAAUUAUAUUUUAUAGAUACCAGUUAGCUCUCUUGUAAUGAGAUGAGUCGGGUGUCGUAUCUGUAUGAAAUUCUUCAAUGUAUGAAUUGCCUGUUUUGUUCAAACACUCACAAAAGGGCAGAGUGAUGAACUUAACAUAACCCCCCCCCCCCCCCCCCCCCCUCUGAACAAGCGUACAGCAACACUACGCUGCUCUGCUGUACGCUUUACUUGAAAAACGGUAACACGACGAACCAAAGACUUGACGUCCAGAGGCCUUCUGCUCCCACCGGUUGCUUCAAAUCGAGUGUCUCACAACGCAAAAGGGGAGACAACAAACACCCUCACCCCCCCCCCCCUCUCUCCUUCCCCCCUCCUCUCUCCUCAGAAACUAACCAUUGAUGCUCAAACUCAUUCUGACGAGACAGUUUCCUAGGGAAAUGAUGAAUACUGCAGAUGUUUUCUGGUUCCCUUCUCUGCAGGUGGGGGCAGGUCAUGGUACUCCAGGUGCAUCCCCCCCUCCCUCCGUGUACAGUUUAAAUUGUUGCCUGAUUCCUGAGUAGAUUUUUUUUUUUUUUUUCUGGGGCAUCGGCAGCAAACACCCUCAGUGCAGUGUAAAGAUACUCUCUUGUACAUUUGCCUUUUCUACUCAUGUUUGGUUUUCUACUUCAUUUUUUUUCCUUGUACAUAAAGACCAAUAAAUUAUUUUUAAAAAUGA